AUCCAAAGUUCCAAACCAUCCCCACCCGUCCACCCCCCUCGCCUAUUCCGCCGCCACGCCCUUCCCGCCGUCGCGAGGCGUAUCUUUCGGCGACAUACGCAGAGCUGCCACACGCCAUGGAGAAGACCGAGGCUAAGAAACCCACGCCCGCAUCCCCCCUCUUCUCCUUCUCCAACCCCAGCGCCUCCUUCGGCUUCGGGUUCGGCGCCGCGCCCGGCCCUCCCCCUCCGCCUCUGCCGCCAGCUGUCGAGGUCCUCCUCUCCGAGGAAUCACCCGUCGCGGCCGGCAACUUGGAGCCUGUGGUGGUUGACGACUCCCUAUCGAUUUACAAGGGGAGAGUUAACACCUCUGAUGUUUUCGGGGUAAAAAACUCUGAUUUGGUUCCAGGAAAAUAUGAAGGUGGGUUGAAGCUGUGGGAAGGAUCAUUGGACUUGGUGAAAACCCUAAAUUCAGACAUCAAAGAUGAUCGAUUGCUUAUGGAAGGCAAACACGUACUAGAGUUAGGAUGUGGACAUGGCCUCCCUGGCAUCUAUGCAGGUCUGAAGGGUGCUGGUCUAGUUCACUUCCAAGAUUUCAAUGCUGAGGUCCUUAGGUGCCUUACCAUCCCAAAUGUAAAAGCUAAUCUGUUGAAGAAAUCAUCUCAAGGAACAUCCACAUCUAGGAGUAUUGGUUUUUAUGCUGGUGAUUGGAGUGAAAUCGACAAGUUACUUCUUUGCGGAGAUGCUGUCCAGGAUAAAAUAACCAAUCUUCGCACAGAAAAUGAAGGGUAUAGAGGCUAUGAUAUCAUCCUGAUGGCUGAGACUGUUUAUGCAUUGGAUUCACUUCCUAGUCUCUACAGGCUCGUCAAGAAGUGCUUACACUACCCUAGUGGUGUAGUUUAUAUGGCAGGGAAAAAGCAUUACUUUGGUGUAGGUGGCGGCACAAGGCAAUUUCUACGCUUGGUUAGAGAAGAUGGUGCGAUGCAGUCGGACCUGCUUGCUGAAGUUACUGACGGAUCAUCCAAUGUUAGGGAGGUUUGGAAAUUCUCAUUCAAGUAGACUAGCAUGGCCUCUGUGGUUGUUGUAUCAGAUACAAGCGUGUACUGGGCUCCAUAGUGGUAGAGUGUGAGCCUUGGUUUAGCGGUAUCAUGGUGUUUUAAUGCACUGUUAGUUUCAAGUUGAUUGUCCAUGAGCUCUUGAGAAGUCAUACAAGUACUUGAGUCCUAUCUCUGAAUUACGACUCUUAAAA
Molecule: messenger RNA, 1227 nt
Organism: Aegilops tauschii subsp. strangulata
Lineage: Eukaryota; Viridiplantae; Streptophyta; Magnoliopsida; Poales; Poaceae
Source: RefSeq, a predicted model, not a curated record